This is a messenger RNA of Momordica charantia (bitter melon), 2946 nucleotides long. Its product is annotated as receptor-like protein EIX2. Gene Ontology annotation, molecular function: protein binding. The record is from RefSeq and is a predicted model, not a curated record. Lineage: Eukaryota; Viridiplantae; Streptophyta; Magnoliopsida; Cucurbitales; Cucurbitaceae.
AUGAAAUUGAGCUUGGCCUCAAAUGUCACUCAUACUCCUAACUACAUUGCUGUUGAGAGGAGAGCUCUUAUCGAAUUCAAACAAAGCUUAUCGGAUCUUUCAGGUAGGCUUUCUUCUUGGGUGGGUGAUGAUUAUUGUCGGUGGCUUGGCAUAACUUGUGAUUUCAUCUCUAGAAAAGUUACGAAGAUUGAUCUGCGAAAUUCAUUGGGCUUUUCCAUUCUUCAUGGUGAUGAUUUUGAUUAUCAAUGGAUGUAUUCCAAGGGAGUUCUACAAGAGUUCAGAAGGACUUGUUUGGGAGGUGAUAUAAGUCCUUCUCUACUUGAGCUCAAACAUUUAAAUUAUUUGGACUUAAGUGUCAAUAAUUUUGAAGGUGCUACAAUUCCGUAUUUUUUUGGGAUGUUCAAAAGUCUGAAGUAUCUCAAUCUCUCUUUUGCACAUUUUGGUGGAGUGAUUCCUCCCAGUGUAAGAAAUUUGUCUAAUUUGAAUUACCUUGACCUUCAUGCAUAUAAUUUAGUAAUAAAUGAAAGAUCAAACGCAUAUCGAUUGCCCGGUGAAAACUUGCAAUGGCUAUCUGGUCUAUCUUCUUUAAAGUACCUUGAUAUCGGACAAGUGAAUUUGAGUAGUGUACAAACAACCUGGAUUCAUGUAGUCAACACACUUUCCUCUCUAUCAGAACUACACUUAGGAGAUUGUGGUAUUUCAAGUUUCGAUGAUUCAAUUGGCUUUCUAAAUUUGACUUCCCUCAAAGUCCUUGAUCUAUCAUCCAAUUCAAUAAGUUCUUCGUUUUCGUGGCUCUCUAAUCUUACUAGCCUUUCAAAACUUGAUAUUGGAUACAAUACUUUUCAAGGUACAAUUCCUCGGAGUUUUGUGAAAUUGAAAAAUCUUCAAUAUCUUGAUAUGAGUGGGACCGAAUUGGGUAAAUUUGAAGAUCACAUACCAAGCUUUUUACAAAAUCUUUGCCAGUUAAGAUAUCUUAGUCUUCGUGGCAACUACUUUGGUGGUAAACUCGAUGAGUUUUUUGGUAGUUACUCAAAUUGUUCCCAAAAUAAUUUAGAAACCUUGUACUUGAGUGAUAAUAGAUUGAUGGGAGAGAUACCAAAAUCACUAGGGAAAUUUGAAAUCCUACGAUCUCUUGAUCUUUCAAAUAAUGAGUUGUGGGGCUCACUCCCAAAUUCAAUAGGUAAUUUGUUAUCACUCCAGAUAUUGGAUGUCUCAUACAACUUCUUGAAUGGAACUAUACCUCCAAGUUUUGGACAACUUUCAGAACUAAUUGAGUUUCGAAGUUUUAAAAAUUCAUGGAAACUAGUCCUGUCAGAAGCUCAAUUGAUGCAUCUGACAAAGUUAGAGAGACUUGUUAUCACCCAAGAAGAAAAUCAACAUUUGGUUUUCAAAAUAUCAUAUGGUUGGAUUCCUCCGUUCACACUUAAGUUUCUUUAUUUGGAAAAUUGCUUAAUUGGCCCUCAAUUUCCAAUCUGGCUUCAAGUUCAGACUCGACUAACGUUAGUCGCUCUCUCUAGUGUUGGUAUUUCCGAUUUUAUGCCUCAUGAGUGGAUUUCUAAAAUCUCUUCUCACAUCAUUGAUUUGGAUUUAUCCAACAACAUGCUCAAAGGAAAUCUAUCUCACCUAUUCACAUCUCAAGACGUACAAUCAAUCGCUCGAACUCACAACCUCUCCGAGGAUUUAGUUCCACCGAGAUAUCCUAAACUAAUGUUCCUAUAUCUCCACAACAAUUCAUUGUCGGGUCCUAUACCUUCAAACAUUGGUGAUCUGAUGCCCCAUUUGGUAGAAUUGGAUUUGUCAGACAAUCAACUAUCAGGAGAGCUCCUUGACAAUUGGGAUAAAUUGGGAGCAUUAUGCAUCAUUGACUUAGGCAACAAUAAUCUACAUGGUAAAAUUCCAAAGUCAAUAGGUUUAUUGACAUCUCUCAGUGCAUUAAUAUUGAGCAACAACCAUCUCCAUGGAGAAAUUCCCAAAUCUCUGCAGAAUUGUUCACUCCUCAGAAGCAUUGAUCUCAGUGGAAAUAGACUCCACGGAAGCCUCCCUUCAUGGGCAAUGCCAGAGCUGCGGUUGCUAAAUCUAAGAUCUAAUUUUUUCAGUGGAACCAUCCCUCCACAGUGGUGCAAUAAUCUUUGUUUUCUUCGUAUAUUAGAUCUCUCCAACAACAAUCUUUGUGGGAAAAUUCCAAGUUGUUUGUCGAAUUGGACAACUUUCAUUUCGGGCGACAAGGACAUUUCUGGAUUGAACAACUACAAAGUUAAUGGAGCAACAACAUCUUUCUUCCACGUGGAGAAAACAAUGUUGGUUAUGAAAGGAAGAGAGAUGAAAUAUAGUAGCACACUCAAAUACGUUCUGAUAAUAGAUCUUUCAAGCAACAAAUUGAGUGGUGAAAUUCCAAAUGAGAUAACAAAGUUUGUGUAUUUGGGUACUCUAAACUUGUCCAACAAUCAUUUUGUUGGUACCAUUCCAGAGAAUAUUGGAGCCAUGCAGCAAUUAGAGACGCUUGAUCUCUCAUGCAACCGUCUCUCUGGGAAGAUUCCUGCAAGUCUAAAUUCUCUAAAUUUCCUGUCGCAUUUGAACCUGUCGUUCAAUAAUUUGACGGGCAGCAUACCAAAGGGCAAUCAUCUUGAGACAUUGGAGGAGCCCUCCAUUUAUGAAGGCAAUCCUUUGCUGUGCGGAUCUCCUGUGAAGACCAAGUGCCCGUGGGAUGGCCACAGCCCAAAUUAUGGGGUUCCUGUAAUUUCUACAAGUGAAGAGGAUGAGGAAAUAAUGUUUGGGUUUUAUAUUAGUAUGGCAAUUGGUUUUCCUGUUGGUCUCAACGUCCUGUUUUUUGCCAUUUUCACUAGCCGAAGGAGGAGAAUAUGCUACUUUCGUCUUCUGGAUAGUGUGAGUUGCUUCGUACUUGAAAAGAUUGGUUUUUUUACCACUCCUGUGAGAAGAAUGAGAUGA